Styela clava is the source of this 1419-nucleotide messenger RNA. The record is from RefSeq and is a predicted model, not a curated record. NCBI's taxonomy places the organism in Eukaryota, Metazoa, Chordata, Ascidiacea, Stolidobranchia, Styelidae.
AUUUAUGUCCCACAACGGCCACAAGUACUUAUAAUUUCUCUUUAAUUAUUCCAUGAUCAUUUCUGCGUCAACAACCGGAAGAACUUUAAUUUCCGUAUGGAUCGAUAGCUUUAUGAAUGAAAAUAUACUCCUAAUCGAAAAAACAUUAGCUCGUUGUUAUCAGCUUGGGAAAAAAUGAUGAUGGCACCACAAAUCGUUCACUUCACGUUAUUGUUCACCUUUUUCCUAGCACGCAGGAUUAAAUAUGCUAUUGCGAUACCAGACAGAAAUUGCAAAUUACCAGAACAGCCUUAUAUAGAUUGGACGAAAAUGACAGGGAAAUGGUAUGAACACAUGGCGAACGAUGGAGGAAAACCACACUGCGAUAUAAUAGACGAUAUUACUUAUCAAUUAUACGGAUUCGAUAUUUGCAUGAUGUCGUCAAAUCCAAGAGGAGACGUUAUUUAUUCCCUAACAAUAUCAAUAAAAAAUAAUGAAGGCCCCUACAAGGUUUGGUAUUUCGCAAAAAAUACGAAGGAAGGGCGCUCAUUUUUGGAAGAACUAAGAAUGAAAUAUGGACGAAAUGUGUGGAAAAGUUAUUACGGAACAACACUUAUGGAAGCCGUUUACUUAACCGAUUAUAGCAAUUACUUAAUUUCAUUACAAUGUGGAUCAAGAGGCGAGCGAUACGUUUGGACAUUUGGACGUCAACGUACUCGAGGAAUGAAUGACAUUCUUCGAGAAAAGAACAAACUCGUCGAAGUCGGUGAUGGGUGGAACGAUGCUAUACUUUAUAUUUCGACAUGCUAAAUGAAAACUAUAUUAUGCUAUGCUGUGAGGAUCGCACCCCGAAUUUUUGUUGCUAUUCACAUUUGCAACUUCAUACAUCGAGUACUAUUAUUAGUUCAUAGAUAACUGUAGCAGCAAGAAAGAUAACACGAUCAUGGGAAAAGCACCCCCUCACCCAACUUUGCAAUAUCUUGAUAUACCCUGAUUUUAAUCCCAUAAAAUGUCAUUGAAAAUAUUUUGUCUGUAACGAUGAGCGCAAAUACUUUAUUAAAUGUAAACAAGACUUUGAACUUUUUCUAUCCUGAAUAGUAUUUUUACAAAAUCGUAAGGCGAUUAUACUUAAAUUUUGACUUUUUUCGAUUAAAUUAUAUAUGAAGUAGUAACAUCUGUCACGGUUUGAUUUAUCAAAAUGGCAUUCUGAGUAGUUAAACUGAAAAUGGAUCUUGAUGGAAUACCGCUGAAACAUUCACAUGAAAUAAAAUUCUUGUUCUACAAAGACUUGGUUCCGGGAAAAAUAAUGCAAUGUUUCCUCUUCUGAUCGAGCAAAGUGUAUUUUGUAAGCUGGUGUUACAAUUUUUUAGUUUUCGCUAGACAGUCAAGGAGCCGGCACAAAAACAUCAUAUUUUUUUUUAAAAAUCCAAUCGUCUUCCU